GGCCGCGCUGUCUGCUUCUCGUCUGCGCCCAUCUCGCCGAGUGCGAGCGCCUGAGGCCGGCUCGGGGGAUGUAAGAGCCCAAGCCCCUCGGCUCCCAGGCACUGAGUGGGUCGGGAUUUGCCAGCCGGACCCCGGCUCCAGCUUCGCGAGCUCGGUCCCCACCCGAGCGACCCAGCCCGACGGCGGGUUCAGGCUGGCCGGCGGCCGCCGCGCGCCCAGGCUUGGCUUCGCUGCGCGCCCAGAAGAUGAAUCCGGUCUCGGGACCCCCUCCGCUCCCGCCGCCCGGGCAGCAAGUGAUCCACGUCACGCAGGACCUCGACACAGACCUCGAAGCCCUCUUCAACUCGGUCCGGAACCCCAAGCCCAGCUCGUGGCGGAAGAAGAUCCUGCCCGAGUCGUUCUUCAAGGAGCCUGACUCGGGCUCACACUCGCGCCAGUCGAGCACCGACUCGUCGGGCGGCCACCCCGGCCCCCGACUGGUCAGCGGUGCCCAGCACGUCCGCUCACACUCGUCGCCCGCGUCCCUGCAGCUGGGCACGGGUGCGGGCGCGGCGGCCAGCCCCGCGCAGCAGCACGCGCACCUUCGCCAGCAGUCCUACGACGUGACGGAUGAGCUGCCGCUGCCCCCAGGCUGGGAGAUGACCUUCACGGCCACUGGCCAGAGGUACUUCCUCAAUCACAUAGAAAAAAUCACCACAUGGCAAGACCCUAGGAAGACGAUGAAUCAGCCUCUGAAUCAUAUGAACCUCCACCCUGCCGCCGCAUCCACACCAGUGCCUCAGAGGGCCAUGGCCGUGUCCCAGCCAAAUCUUGUGAUGAAUCACCAACACCAGCAGCAAAUGGCACCCAGUAGCCUGAACCAGCAGAAUCACCCUACUCAGAACCCACCGGCAGGGCUCAUGAGCAUGCCCAACGCGCUGACCACUCAGCAGCAGCAGCAGCAGAAACUGCGACUGCAGAGGAUCCAGAUGGAGAGAGAGAGGAUUAGGAUGCGCCAGGAGGAGCUCAUGAGGCAGGAAGCUGCCCUCUGUAGACAGCUCCCCAUGGAAGCCGAGACUCUGGCCACGGUUCAGGCUGCUGUCAACCCACCUGCCAUGACCCCAGACAUGAGAUCUAUCACUAAUAACAGCUCAGAUCCUUUUCUCAAUGGAGGACCGUAUCAUUCGAGGGAGCAGAGCACCGACAGUGGCCUGGGGCUGGGGUGCUACAGUGUCCCCACAACUCCGGAAGACUUCCUCAGCAACGUAGACGAGAUGGACACAGGAGAAAAUGCGGGACAGACACCCAUGAAUAUCAAUACCCAGCCGACCCGCUUCCCUGAUUUUCUUGACUGUCUUCCGGGAACAAACGUUGACCUAGGAACUUUGGAAUCUGAAGAUCUGAUCCCCCUCUUCAAUGAUGUAGAAUCUGCUCUGAACAAAAGCGAGCCCUUUCUAACCUGGCUGUAAUCGGUUCCAUUGUAACUUGGAUGCGGCCGUGACCUGACAUUUCUUGGGCCUCUUGGGAAAAGGGAUGGGUCAGAGCAAACCUACAGGUGCAGCACUUUCUGCCUCCAUGACCCUUGCUCUCCCCUUUCCAUGCGGCCAGUUUAAUCAUUGCCUGGAUUUGAUUGACAGUAACUUAAGUUAAACUCAUAAAUAAAUAUUCUGUUUUCAUUUUCUGCAAGCCUGCAUUCCUGGGAUGGAUUAUGCAGAACUAUUUCUGCAGAGUUGAAUCUCCUCUUUUUUCUCUCUCUCUUUUUCUCUCUCUGUCUUUCUGCUGCCCCAUGACUAAGCUGUAUGAGUGGUAGUUGAAAUUGAUAGAUCGAUUGAUUAGAAACCAUAAAAUGCUGACUACAGGCAGUAUCUUCUGACAGGCGGCUUGGUCCAGGAAAUGUGCACAAAAUUAGACCCGAUUUGCAGUUUCAGAAACUGUGUAGAUGGCAGUAGUAUCAAAUGCUUUAAAAAAUACUUAACUUGAGCUUUAAAAAUUAUUGUAUGGAUAGUACAAUUCUGCUGUAGGAAAUACAGUGUAGUUUUGAACCCAGGCUGCCCCUGAUGGCUCUUAAUUACUCUGUAUCUACAAAGGCACACACGGCCCUGUCGCAGUCUGUCCUGUGUAGCAUCUAGACAGCUAGUCCUUCCAGUGGGGGCAUAGCAGCAUUGUUAGUCACAGUUCUCACACUGCAAAGCUUGUAAAAAAGACACCGGUUUGGUACUAAUCUGAAGCAUUUAAUGAGCAAAACUUUUUAAAAUUGCAAGUUCGAUUUUUUUUUUUUCUUUAAAAUUGCAAUUUAGAAUUGGAUGUGGAGAUUAUAAAGCACUAGAAUUUUGUAGUCGAAGACAAAAGGCAGCCCAGUGUUUCAGAUAAAUCAGGGGCAGCUCUGUGUUUUGCCUUUUGAAACUCUCCUGACACCAUCAGGACCACAGAGCUUUGGGCCUGAUGGGACACACAAUAAGCCGUUGCUUCUUAAAUUCUGAGGCCUUGUCAGUUUUGCUUUUUGAGAUUUCAGGUGUUUGAAAUGAUCUUAUCUCUGAAACUGUUUAGAAGACGAAGCGGAUCCCUGACCGGCGUGUAAGAAACGCUCUCUGAGGGUGUGAGCUGGAGACCUGUGUUUCUGAAUUCAGCACUAAUGGAACCCUUAGUAUAUUAUCUUACCUUGUUUGCUACAGUUGGUAUAAGAAGGCCUGCAAUAUGUACUCAAUACCUCUUAUGUAACCAGGAACAUUAUUUUAUUAGCUUUUAAGGACUGAGAGACAGCAUCAGGCUCACCCGGCCUGCAGUCUGCCUGCCAUGCCAUGAAGUCCUCAACUGCUCAAUAUCUCCAGCUGACACUAUUUAUAAUCUAUGAAUUUAAUCUCUUUAAAAAAUGCAUUGUUUUUUGGGAAGACAUUCAUAAUUCAGGUCUCUGGGAGGAACCUUUCAGUUCCCAAUGGGGCUUAUUUGUGGAGGAUCUUAAAUCGGAUCCUUUUGGCUCUGCCAGAAUAUAGACAUGCAGAAUACAUUGUACCUUGUUGGGAAGAAGGCAAGUGAAAAGGUUGGAGACGAAGUAGGGAAGUUAAGGACUAGAGUAGAAAGGAUGCUAGUUGUGAAAUGGAAUUAGAUAAGUAAUAGUUCCCCAAAUGCAAGACAAGCAGGAGGGGUGAGAGGUGCCCAAAAAGAACAAAGCAACGAUUUCCUGCUACAACCUUUAUACCCAAAGACUGUUGUAGCAGAAAAGGCGGCUUUGGUGCACUUUAUGGGGAGCAGGAAGGCCGGGCAGGCGUUGCCCUGCCCACGUUAUUGCUGACCAUGUAGCAGGUGGAGCACAAACCUGCUGUGGCUUCCAGCUCAAUCCGGUGAUUUCUUUUUCCUAAAGGAGCCAUGGUUUCUGUUCCCCUAAUUCCUUUCCCUCUCUCUAAGCACUCUAAGACACAGGGCAGAUGUCUCUGUUGCUACUAAAUUGAAGGGAGAGCUAUUUCUUUUUCUUGUUUGUUAGCUAUAAUUGCAAAGAGAAUUGUACAUUCUUUCUAAGCAAAAAAAAAAAAACAAGGGACCUAACAAAACUGAGCAGUGUUACUGUAUUUUUUAAAAAAUAUUUUUAUAGACUCAUUUUCAGGUUAUUAAAUAUAAGAAACACAUACCCCUCUUUUUUUUUUUAAUAAUUAAAACAGUGAUAGUUUUUGCAUUACCGAUUUUUAGAAGUCAUUCUCUAAGAGGCUUGUGGCAUUAGAAGAUACUAGUUGUUUUUUUUUUUUUUUUUAGUGAAAUUAGUUGGAACAUUUAUUAAUGAACAUCAUAAAUAUUUUUCCAAAAAAAACAACAUAGAAUCUGACUAUAUGUUUACUAAUAGAUAAAGCCAGAUGUAAUUUUUUGUUUGCAUUUUGAGACCAUAAGAUAUGGCCGUUAUAGAAGAACACUAAAGCUAGAAACCCUAAAGCAAGGACAACUUUUUAAUGGCCAUUUUUCAUUGACGUAAAUGUAAAAUUCCCUGAGGAAUUCAUGAUAAGGUGCUAUUUAUACUACAUUUCUUAUUAUAAAACAACUGCCAAGAUAUCUAGUCUUUUUAAUCCUAAAUGAAUCAACAAACUUCACCACUUCACCCAAUAAUUUUGCCAUGGAAAAGGUGUAUUAGAAAGUGAAGUUGAAAAAUAAUUUCAGAGACCUUUCUUUGAAGGUUUCUUUUCCCCCAUACAAAAUAUAGUGUCUUGAAGUAAAUACAUUGUCAAAACCCAUUUGUAACUCUACUAAAUCUAAAGAGUUGUUAGACAGUGUUUCACUAUAGUAUUUAGGAUGAGAAUACCAUUUCUUUCACUGAUUAUACCAUAUAGAGGAAGCAUGUAAAACAGUAAAAAAUUUAGUGUGCUGGGGGUGCUGUUGACCACAUCUUGGUGGAAGAGUUCUCAGUGGAAGAAAGUGAUCUGGAAUGAGAAGAGUAUUGCUAAUUACAACUUGUGUUCAUGAUGUAAUUAGAAAGUAACUCCUGAAAGUGCAACUUUUAUGAAAAAAAAAAAAAGGAAACCAUAGAUUAAUUUAAUUGGGAAAAUGGGUGAUUGACAGAGACCUUUUCCCUAAUACACUACAUCAUUUAUGUGCUAGUACUUUAACUUUUUUUUAAAAAUUUACAUUUUGUAAUAUGACAUAUGUGUGUUUAUUUUUAAUUUAGAAUGCUAUGCAUACAGAAAGUAUGCCGCUAAAUCAAUCAGAUCAAACUAUUUCACCUGGAGUUUGGUACUGGUUUUUACUUCUGAUUCUGUAUAAGAAAAAUAAAUGCAAUUGAAUUUCCACUUGGA
This is a messenger RNA of Loxodonta africana (African savanna elephant), 4751 nucleotides long. It is a transcript of the gene WWTR1, whose product is annotated as WW domain containing transcription regulator 1. Gene Ontology annotation, molecular function: protein binding; transcription coactivator activity. The record is from RefSeq and is a predicted model, not a curated record. The coding region runs from base 246 to 1448 and encodes 400 amino acids. The transcript has 7 exons. Lineage: Eukaryota; Metazoa; Chordata; Mammalia; Proboscidea; Elephantidae. Gene Ontology annotation, cellular component: cytoplasm; nucleus. Gene Ontology annotation, biological process: hippo signaling; positive regulation of transcription by RNA polymerase II.